CCUCUUAACGUUAGCUACUUCUCGCCGUUAAAGCGCGUAUAUAGUUAUAAGGUAGAGAGCCUAAUACGUAACUAUAUUAACUAUAUUACUAAGCUCGAGUUGCUGCUAGCGUUUAAGAUAGCCUUUAAUCGAUCUUUUACACUAACUAAUAUCUGCAUAGCCUUUUAA
This is a messenger RNA of Bipolaris sorokiniana ND90Pr, 168 nucleotides long. RefSeq lists its product as uncharacterized. NCBI's taxonomy places the organism in Eukaryota, Fungi, Ascomycota, Dothideomycetes, Pleosporales, Pleosporaceae. The transcript has a single exon. The record is from RefSeq and is a predicted model, not a curated record. The annotation marks the transcript as partial.